AUGACCACUUUCUCCGCUCCGAUCCCUGCCACCAGAUCGUUGCCCACCAAUCAGUCGGCACUGGCGGCUUCUUUCACCAGCUUCCUUACUGUGUCGGUCCACCAAAUACUUUUCCUUCGCUCCGUUUACCCGCGCGCGACCUUCCUUCCUGUGAGGGCUUACAACUAUCCCGUCCGUCAAUCUCGUCACCCGAAAGUGUGUGACUAUAUCAACGAUGCAUCAAUCGCAGUCGGGACAGAGAUCUUGAAAGGCACAAUAACGGCAGUCAGUAUCAUUAUAUCAUCUCUCCGCACAAAUCAGCCCCUCGAACGAUAUGCCUUUGAUUUGUCGGGCUUCCCUCGGGCCCCUGUCGGAGAGGUAAACACUACAUUUGAAGACAGAAGUGAAGAUGUUUCCAGGCCAGAUGCCCCCGUCUCGGACCGGGGUCCCGCGCCAACUUCGGUCGACCUCGAGUCACAAUUUCGAGCCUGUCUGGCUCGACUCGCAUCCGCCUGCGCACGCCUGACCCCCUUGCCACGGGAUGACGAAUUUAGCUUCACCGUCUGCAUCGAAGUGCGCGAAGACGCACUGCCCCCCGCAGGCACUACCAAAGAAGAACAAACGUGGAUUGUCGCCGAACCUGGCAAGGUGCAUCUCAGAUCCUGCACCGCCCCAUUUUCCGUGUCAAAAUUGCGAAAUGGCGAGCCCCAACAGCCGCCCGUUCGGCAAUCGAGCGGCCGCGCCAAAACUGUACCGGUACGACGUGUGGAGGCCGGAGAACUUCGGUUGGAGUUAUGGGUUGAGGAGGCGCGGCAGAAGUUUAACGAACCAGUGGAUUCAGAGCAAUCGCCUUGA
Penicillium odoratum is the source of this 834-nucleotide messenger RNA. Its product is annotated as putative mitotic spindle checkpoint protein (Mad2B). Lineage: Eukaryota; Fungi; Ascomycota; Eurotiomycetes; Eurotiales; Aspergillaceae. Gene Ontology annotation, cellular component: zeta DNA polymerase complex. The coding region runs from base 1 to 834 and encodes 277 amino acids. The record is from RefSeq and is a predicted model, not a curated record. The transcript has a single exon.